AUGUUUGCAAGUAAGCGCUUAGGAAAGGAGCUGCUCAAGAUGCAAUCCUCUCUCCCCCCUGGAAUAACAAUAGUCAAUGCGGACAACUUCUCCGAAUGGCAAAUGGACCUUCAAGUCUUGGAUUCUAACCCUAUGUAUCGAAAUGAAACCUAUCGACUGAAGUUCACAUUCUCUAAAGGCUAUCCAAUAGAAGCCCCCGAAGUCGUUUUCAUUAACCUUCCCCCUACCUCUCCGACUCCACGCCCUAUCCCAAUGCACCCUCACGUCUACAGCAACGGGAUCAUAUGCCUUGACCUACUUGGUUCUGCAGGUUGGUCGCCCGUUCAGACCGUGGAAAGCGUGUGUGUGAGCAUUCAGAGUAUACUCACAGGCAACACAAAGAAUGAACGGCCACCUGAUGACGGGGUGUUUGGCCAACAAGCUGUUCCAAGACCGCGGGAUAUUUCAUUCCGUUAUCAUGAUAAUGAUGUUUGA
This is a messenger RNA of Ophidiomyces ophidiicola, 474 nucleotides long. RefSeq lists its product as uncharacterized. The coding region runs from base 1 to 474 and encodes 157 amino acids. Lineage: Eukaryota; Fungi; Ascomycota; Eurotiomycetes; Onygenales; Onygenaceae. The transcript is spliced from 4 exons. The record is from RefSeq and is a predicted model, not a curated record.